This is a messenger RNA of Volvox carteri f. nagariensis, 1494 nucleotides long. RefSeq lists its product as uncharacterized. The coding region runs from base 1 to 1494 and encodes 497 amino acids. Gene Ontology annotation, molecular function: metallopeptidase activity. The transcript is spliced from 3 exons. The record is from RefSeq and is a predicted model, not a curated record. NCBI's taxonomy places the organism in Eukaryota, Viridiplantae, Chlorophyta, Chlorophyceae, Chlamydomonadales, Volvocaceae.
AUGGCCGGCUGCUGGGUGCUGGCUGCUGGCUGCUGGCGGUGUUUCCCUUGCUGGCGACGCGCCGCGUCUACAUACCCAAUAAGCACAUCCCCCCAGCAAGUCAAGGACUUGUUCCUCACAGGAAAGUGGACCUGGAGGAAUCGUUAUAUCGCAGAGUACUUGCGGUCCUGCAGCUUGGGAGGGGUCAAUCUGCUACCUGAUAAUCUUAAAGUCCUAGGCCCUAUAGUGGUCCCUUGCAGUGGCGCUCUAAAGGAACCCCAGCCCUUUCGCACCGGCUCCAGCUUCACAACAAGCCAUUGCACCCAGAAUGACAACAUGAAGAAGUGGCACUACUGGCUGGAUGCCUGGGCUGCUGACCAAGGAGUCAACGCGUCGGACUACCACCACCGCAUCCUUAUCCUUCCUAGUGGAUUUACUGCGAAGAUUGCUGGCUGCGGCAGCUUUUCGGGCAUGGCAACCCCUGGGCGCUGGUCAUUGGACCGUACGGCAGUCAACGACUGGGGCAGCGGUCUAGUUUGGUGGAGUAGUGACAACUUUGCAGACCUGGAGGUUAUUUUUCAUGAGAUCAGCCACAACUACGGCAUGGCCCAUGCAAACAUUCCCGGCGGAUGUAAUGUGGGCUGGGGGGAUCAAUGCGAUUACACCUGCGCCAUGGGCUCAGCUUCCACUGGCCAAGGCAUCCGCUGCUUCAACGCCCCACACAAUUGGCAGGUCGGCUGGGGUAGCAAGCCCGUGCUCCAGCUCGAUGGCAAGGGCCUGGUACACGGCAACGCCACUACCGUGCGCAUCCCACUACAGACGAGCAACGUGCAAUCCUCUUUGAUUGUCACCGGGAAUGGCCUCCUGCUUGGCCAGCGGCUCUUCAUCUCGGCACGAGUGAACACUUACCGGUACGACUUACCCUGGGAUUUCUGGUACGAUAAUGUGCCGUACGUUCUACUCCACACGUACAGCGGCACCGAUGCUGUGUCGUACGUUACAACGGUCCUUGUGGGCGAAAUCCGGGUCGGCCAGGCGUGGAGAGAUCGCAACAGUAGUAUCUCAGUGCGCUUCGACUCCUACGACAGGUACACGGGUGCCGCUGUGCGGAUUUGCAGCCGCGUUGCUGAUGCGGAGCAAAACUGCGGAGAUGGCCUGGAUGAUGACUGCGACUUCCUGUCGGACUUGGAUGAUCCGGACUGCAAAGGAAGAAACGGCCCACGGCCUCUUUCACCCCCACGCCCUUCCAACCCUCCACCAACACCAACACCAGCACCAUCACCGCCGCCCAGGCUUUACCCACCGCCGUCCCCUCUACGACAGGCUUUUCCCCGAAUACGGCCAUCAUCACCAUCGCCCAGAUCUCCCCCGCAAUCGCCGAUGCCAUCACCCCGUCCCCGUCCCCCGUCCCCCCCGCCAUCGUCACCCAAGCCCCCUCCAUCUCCUCGCAAGCCACCCGCACCCUCCCGCAAGACCAACCCCACAGCUCUGAAGAGGAACCAAGGACCGCAGUAG